UACGACGUCCUCGGCGACACCUACGGCAUCGUCGCGAAGACGCUGCACCCGGGCGAGACGUUCCACUCGGAGCCCGGCGCCAUGGUCUUCAUGUCCAACGACGUCAGGAUGAGCGCGAAGUUCGGCCGCGGCUUCCGCGGCGCCGUCUCCCAGGCGGUGUCGGGCGAGGCGCUGGCCAAGGUCGAAUACACGAACGCGGGCGCGGGGCCGGGCUACGUCGGCAUGACGGCGAACCAGCCCUUCUCCACGGUCAUCCCCGUGCAGCUCGCGGCGCUGCCCGGCGGCUCGAUCAACGUCAAGCGCGGGGCCUACAUGGCCGGCACGCCCGACGUCACGGCCUCGAUGAAGUUCCUGCCCGCGCGCGACCUCGCGGCCUGCUGCUGCGGCGGCCUGCCGCCCGUCAUCCAGAGCGUGUCGGGCGCGCCGCACGGGACGGCCUUCCUCUCCGCCGCGGGCACGAUCGUCGCCAAGAGCCUCCAGCCGGGCGAGGCCGUCGUCGUCGACUCGACGUCCAUCGUCGGCUUCGAGAACGACGUCCAGUUCGACGUGAAGCGGGUCGGCGACUGCUCCACCUGCUGCCUCGGGGGCGAGGGCUGCUACAACACGGUCCUCACGGGGCCGGGCAAUGUCUAUUUGCAGUCCAUCAGCAUCGACAAGCUCAUGGCCCAGCUCGUCACGGUCCAGUCGAGCGACGACGGCGGCGGC
Aureococcus anophagefferens is the source of this 705-nucleotide messenger RNA. RefSeq lists its product as hypothetical. The transcript has a single exon. Lineage: Eukaryota; Pelagophyceae; Pelagomonadales; Pelagomonadaceae. The annotation marks the transcript as partial. The record is from RefSeq and is a predicted model, not a curated record.